This is a messenger RNA of Pipistrellus nathusii (Nathusius's pipistrelle), 576 nucleotides long. Lineage: Eukaryota; Metazoa; Chordata; Mammalia; Chiroptera; Vespertilionidae. The record is from the annotation of a GenBank genome assembly.
AUGGGGAAACAGAACAGCAAACUGGCCCCCGAAGUGAUGGAGGACCUGGUGAAGAGCACGGAGUUCAACGAGCAUGAGCUCAAGCAGUGGUACAAGGGGUUCCUCAAGGACUGCCCCAGCGGGAGGCUGAACCUCGAGGAAUUCCAGCAGCUCUACGUGAAGUUCUUCCCAUACGGGGACGCCUCCAAGUUCGCCCAGCACGCCUUCCGCACCUUCGACAAGAACGGCGACGGCACCAUCGACUUCCGGGAGUUCAUCUGCGCGCUGUCCAUCACGUCCCGGGGCAGCUUCGAACAGAAGCUCAACUGGGCCUUCAACAUGUACGACCUGGACGGCGAUGGCAAGAUCACGCGCGUGGAGAUGCUGGAGAUCAUCGAGGCUAUCUACAAAAUGGUGGGCACUGUGAUCAUGAUGAAGAUGAAUGAGGACGGCCUUACUCCUGAGCAGCGGGUAGACAAGAUUUUCAGCAAGAUGGAUAAGAACAAAGACGACCAGAUCACACUGGAUGAAUUCAAAGAAGCUGCCAAGAGCGACCCUUCCAUUGUCCUACUUCUGCAGUGCGACAUUCAGAAAUGA